This is a messenger RNA of Glarea lozoyensis ATCC 20868, 1410 nucleotides long. Its product is annotated as PLC-like phosphodiesterase. The record is from RefSeq and is a predicted model, not a curated record. Gene Ontology annotation, molecular function: phosphoric diester hydrolase activity. The coding region runs from base 1 to 1410 and encodes 469 amino acids. NCBI's taxonomy places the organism in Eukaryota, Fungi, Ascomycota, Leotiomycetes, Helotiales, Helotiaceae. Gene Ontology annotation, biological process: lipid metabolic process. The transcript has a single exon.
AUGGUCUUUCGACAAGUUCCAAUUGCGUUGCUGUUCGCCAUCGCGGCAAACGCCCAAGUUACCGAUAUACCCACCAUCAGCGACAGCAGAACCACCAGCUCAGGUUCAGUAACAUUGAGCGAGUUAGCAACACCCACAGGCAAUUAUCUGACAAUCUCGACGACCAUUACGAGAGAAACUUCAUCUCCUAUUUCCACCUCUGUUAUCGUAUCAACAGUAUCCAGUGGCUCCUCUACGCGAACCACAACUUUAGGAUCAUCAACAAUUCUUGGGAUCGGAACACUUUUGGCAGGAAGCAACUCAUCUACGUCAGGCACAUCCUCAGUAUCUUCUUCGACUACAGAUUCGCGAACAUUCCUUUCAGGAGCUCCAAGAUCUUCAUCUACCGUCACUGGUUCAAGAAAUGCAACCGCAAGUACAUCAGCGGCUGCGCAGCCAACAAACAUGACACCAUGUAACAAUUGGCCUGAGUUCUGCUCUCGAAGUUACUCCAACAUCACCGAAGUCGCUGCCCAUAACUCUCCUUUCGUCAAACCUGGAAACGCUGCCGCAAAUCAAGCACUUCCAGUGACGACACAAUUGAACGAUGGAAUUCGUUUACUUCAAGGUCAAAUGCAUUUCGUGGGCGACGUCCCUCAUUUCUGCCACUCAUCCUGCGAUGUCCUCGAUGCCGGUCCAAUCACAGAUUGGCUCACCGAAGUUCGAGAAUGGGUACAAUCCCACCCGUACGACGUGGUCACCAUCCUGCUCGGAAACGGAAACUACUCCCUUGUAGACCUUUACGUCCCAUUCAUCGAAUCCACGGGCAUUCUUGACUACAUCUACACUCCUCCAAAAAUCCCCAUGGGAAUUAACGACUGGCCAACCCUUCAAAACAUGAUCAUCCGUGGUCAGCGCGUGGUUAUGUUCCUCGACUACGAUACGAACCAGACUGCCUAUCCAUGGUUCAUAGAUGAGUUCUCCUCCGUCUGGGAAACAGCAUUCGAUCCCACCAACCGAUCUUUCCCCUGCGACGUUCAAAGACCACCAGGACUGAAUGGCGAGGAAAUUCAAAACCGCAUGUAUCUGAUGAAUCAUAAUCUGAACUACGAUAUCGAUCUUCUCGGUGUAAACCUUCUGGUUCCAUACGUGCCGCUUUUGAACGUCACGAAUAACGUUACCGGUUUUGGAUCGCUUGGAGUAACUACUGAGCAAUGUGCUACAGCUUAUGGAUAUCAGCCCAAGUUUUUGAAUGUGGAUUACUAUAACGUUGGGAAGGGAAGUGUGUUUGAGGUUGCGGCGCGACACAACAAUGUUACGUAUGAUAGGGCGUGCUGUGGGCUUGCUAGUACUUCAGCGGGAAUGAAGACCACGACAAGUUCUUUGUUUUUGGCUGUUGCUGGAGCGGUUGGAUUGGUGUUGGUAUUGUGA